AUGCCGCAUAAAUAUCCCGGCGCUGACGCUGCUUGUCCCAUCCUGGACAGUUCCAUUGCACUUCAUGAACCACGCUGCCAUUCGGAGUCAACCGCUAACCCGCAGGGUGGCAUCAGUUGGCCCAUUCAGGAGGGAACCUCAGACCCAGUCGCACAGUUCAUCCAACCCGGAUCGGUAAAGCUCGAGUCGCCUGCGCAUGGCAUUGCUAACACUUCCCAGAAAUUGUCAUGGCACUACAACUGGAACAAGAACUGGGAUGAACUUCUACCUGGCACAACGCCUGGGCUAACCAUCAACGCGGAGUUCGUGCCCAUGAUCUUUGCGCCUGGGUACCUAGACAACGAGUUCCGCCUGCAGGAUGGUUGGAAGUUGCUGUUGGGGUACAACGAGCCUGACCAUGAGGACCCCAACGUCGCCGUCCGAACGACACCAGAGGAGGCAGCAAGAGCCUCAGCUGACAUUCAGAAAUGGUUCUCCCUCAUCCCUCCUGAGACCAAACCGGACGUGUUGGCUAUUCACGUCUAUACCACAACGUUUGAUUCUUUCCGUCAAAAAGUUGAAGAGUACUACAGGCUAUUUGGUCUCCCGAUCAUUGUCACAGAGUUUGCGAUGACAAGUUUUGAUCCAAAUGUCCCUCCUCCGGCGAGCCAGCAGCAGGUUCAUGACUUUAUGGGGCAGACGACAGCCUGGCUAGACGCGACGCCUUGGGUCGAUCCAGCUCGCGCCCUCGAAGAUCCUUGUCCCAUGCCUCUUCAGCCCCUUACACCUCAGCAUCUAUCGUCUAGCCUUUCUUAUCCUUCACACCGACACUCAUCCCCGAUGCCGCGCGCAAUCAAACAAUCGCCUCUCCUUGAGCAGAAGCCCUACUCUCGCAUGACUUCGACUGCUGUCAAGUCCGAGGAGGGCGAGCUCCUCCCCGACGUCAAGCUUGAAAACAAGAACAAGCAGCCUGCAAGUGGCAAGUCCAAAGGACGUCCUUGGACAGCUGCCGAGCUCCUCGCCCUCUUCGACAUUGUCGGCAUCCCCUCCCCGAACGCCAAAGCCUUUGAGGGCCGCAUCGAGGGUCGCUCCGGCUAUCAGUGCCAGCAGACUUGGCGCAACACCGUUCUCCCCUAUCUCCGCAAGGCUCUGCAGGAGAAGCCUGGUCUUAAGUGA
Molecule: messenger RNA, 1155 nt
Organism: Trichosporon asahii var. asahii CBS 2479
Lineage: Eukaryota; Fungi; Basidiomycota; Tremellomycetes; Trichosporonales; Trichosporonaceae
Exons: 7
Coding region: 1-1155 (384 amino acids)
Biological process (GO): fungal-type cell wall polysaccharide metabolic process
Cellular component (GO): fungal-type cell wall
Source: RefSeq, a predicted model, not a curated record